Molecule: messenger RNA, 1248 nt
Organism: Triticum urartu
Lineage: Eukaryota; Viridiplantae; Streptophyta; Magnoliopsida; Poales; Poaceae
Source: RefSeq, a predicted model, not a curated record
AUGCCUGCUGCAUCUGGCUAUGUUGCUGUACCUCGCUGUCCGGUGAUUUUCGAUGGUACUAACUACACCGAGUUUACUGGCUUUAUGCGCAUUCACAUGCGUGGCAUCCGUCUUUGGGGUGUUCUUUCUGGCGAGGUCUGCUGUCCGCCACGUCCAGUUCCUCCGGUGGCCCCUACUCCGCCAACUCCAUCGGUUCUUCCUACGGAUGCUAAUCAGGCCGCCAAGGAUGCGGCUAAGGUUGCUGAUGAGGCUGCUGAUCGUGCUUAUGAUGAGAGGGUUUUGGCUUAUGAGGAGGCUCUUCAGACAUAUCAUGCUGUUCUCACUGCUAGUGUUCUGCCUCAGUUUGCUUCUGAAUUUCUGGGUCUUUCUACUGUCUUUGAGAUGUGGACCCAUCUUCGUGAGCGCUAUCAGCCCUCUGGUGAUGCCUUAUACCUCUCUGUGAUCCGUCAGGAGCAUGCUCUUCAGCAGGGUGACUCUACUGUUGAUGACUUCUAUGCACAGAGUUCUGCUAUCUGGCGCCAGCUUGAUUCUCUCCGUAGUGCUGGGUGUCGUACCUGCCCCUGUUGCCAGGCUGUCCAGGCCAAUUUGGAGUUUCAUCGCGUCUAUGAGUUCCUGUCUCGGCUCCGUAAGGAGUUUGAGCCCCGGCGUGCUCAGUUGUUUGCUCGUGGCCGUAUUUCUCUCAUGGAGGCGCUUUCUGAGAUUCGUGCUGAGGAGACUCGCUUACGUGGUGCUGGUUUGCUGGAGGUUCCCUCUGUGCUCGCUACUCGUGCUCCUACGCCACCUGCUCCACCGAUCCCUUCUCGCUCGAGUGCUCCGCCGCUCUUGCCCACUCCUUCUGGAGGCUCAGGUCGCCCCCGUCCACAUUGCGCCUAUUGCAACAAUGAUGGUCAUCUUGAGUCUCAGUGCUACACGAAGAAGAAACACCUGCGCAAGGCUCGAUCAUCAUCUUCAGGGACUUCGUCCUCUACCUCGACAGCUUCAGCCAUUGCUUUGACUGAGCAGGAUAUUCUGAGACUUAAGCGUCUGCUCGCGGCUUCAGGUUCUUCCUCGACGGGUACUGCCGGUUCUGUGACUGAUGCUUCCCGCACUGAGCAAUCACCCUCUACACAGUCAGGACCGUCACACGCACACUCUGGUUGGGGCUGGCCCUCGCCGCCGUGAUUCUCAGGGUCUUUGGGAGUUGGACUGGCUUCAUGUUCCUUCUGCUGCCACCACCAUUGCCAGUUCUUCCGCUUCUGUCGCCUCCAU